Messenger RNA from Scedosporium apiospermum, 1641 nucleotides. RefSeq lists its product as uncharacterized. The transcript is spliced from 5 exons. The record is from RefSeq and is a predicted model, not a curated record. Lineage: Eukaryota; Fungi; Ascomycota; Sordariomycetes; Microascales; Microascaceae. The coding region runs from base 1 to 1641 and encodes 546 amino acids.
AUGUCUGAUCUAGGGGUGCCGAAUGAUUUCAUAGCAUCAUACAAGGACUACCAGAGUUAUCCAAAAUGCAUCAUCGAUAGAGCGAAGUAUGGAGGCGCACUUCUAGAGGAGUACGACGGGCGUCUUCUAGAGAGGUCUGAAGCCCUCAAUCUGUUUGUGGAACAUGACGUCUACAUACCGUAUCGAGAAAUCGGGAAGGAUCAUCGAGUUAUCGAAGAAAUUCUAUGGAGCGACGCCGACGUGUCGAGCUAUUUGACGGACCCAAGUGACCUCAGAUCCGUGCCUGGCUCAUCUGGAGAUCCGGUAUUCCGCACCAUCUCCCUAAUAACCGCUGGCUCCACUCAGCCCCUGGAAACGACUCGGGAGUCACUCAAGAGGAUCCUGGCCUAUUUCCAAGUCAUGCCCGAAUUUCUCGAAUUCCUCUACAUCUUCGGUCGGCGCGAUGGGCUUGACUCCGAGCUUAGAUCCAGUGGAUUCCGAACAGACGUGGCACUAUCUGAGCCGAAUCCGGCACACAUCAUCAAGUCUCUCAACCGAAGCGGGAGGAGGUAUCAGAUGUGCUAUUCACUCAAGAGCGUCAGUAUAAAUAAAGACCUCGAUGAAAAGGCGCACGGGCACGGGCAGUGGAAGAUACGCAAUGCUGCGUUUCACCAUCAAUUCGACGUGGAGGCCCACACCCAAUUAUGGGUUCUGGGGGAUCAGAAGGUGAAGCUGCACACGUUGUUAGGAACGCAGUUGGCAAAGGGACAAAGAUACCCGGAAAGAUUCGGUACCUUUCAACAGGCGUUCGAGACAAGCUUGGAUACACAUCUCCUUUACUGCCGGUCCGCAUGUCAAGACUGGCGCUGGUUCAUCUGCUCAAUGGAAGACAAAAUUCAGGAUCUGACUAUCCAUUGUCUUCUUCCGCCUCGAACUAAUGGGGAGAACCCUAUUAUCUGGGAUCCUGAAGGCGUGAGAAUCUUACAACAGGAAGAGGAACGAGUUAACGCAACAAUCAUGGCGUUGAAAUCAAACCUGGGGAUUAUUACUCGACUGGUGAAAUUCUUCCGCUCUCUCGUAAAGAAUCCCGGAUUCCCAGAGAAGGAGGCGAGCGAGCAAAGCGUUUUCGACUUCACUUCCCGUCUUGAAGAGCUUACUUACGACUUGGAGUCCCAAAUCUCAAGGGCUCAAAUACUAUCGAAAUUGGUUACUGACCGGAAAAACAUGCUGAUUCAACAUCUCCAAAUCCAAACAGUAGUGCAGCAGGAGAGGGUGGCACAUGCCAUGGGACUUGAAGCCAUUGCCGUCCGAGUCAUAGCGGUGAUAACCUUGGUCUUCCUUCCGGCCACGUUUGUUUCAACCUUUUUCAGCACAGAUGUCAUCAAAUUUCAGCCUGACGAUGAGGUAAAGUCUGGAAGUCCGCCACAGCAGUAUUCCAGUCGAGCCCUGAAAAUGUUCUUUGCAGUGUCAAUUCCAUUGAUGGCGAUUACAUUUGGUAUUGCCAUAGGUUGGUAUUGGUUCGAGAGACGGCAGAAGAGGAUGAAAUACGAGCGCAUUCAGCUCGAUGGAAAAGACCUCGAAGACUCAUACACUGACUCGGCGCGUCUACGGUUCCCGUGGAAGUACUGGAAACGUGGAAGGAUACCUUCCAAAAGCCUGUGA